Micropterus dolomieu (smallmouth bass) is the source of this 1873-nucleotide messenger RNA. It is a transcript of the gene slc7a6os, whose product is annotated as solute carrier family 7 member 6 opposite strand. Lineage: Eukaryota; Metazoa; Chordata; Actinopteri; Centrarchiformes; Centrarchidae. The transcript is spliced from 5 exons. The record is from RefSeq and is a predicted model, not a curated record. Gene Ontology annotation, biological process: developmental process. The coding region runs from base 54 to 1046 and encodes 330 amino acids.
AGAGCUCUCCAAGUGAUCCAGACAAACCAGACCAACUCAGACAGAGGGACGACAUGGAUCCAAACACGACGAUUCUGCGAGUCAAGAGAAAAAGGGGGACCGAUCCCGCAGACGCUUUGUUGCUGGCGUGCAAACGUAUCCGUCCAGAGACGUCCCAGAGCUCAGGCGAAACGGUACCGGAGCCCAACGAAGCCGAGGUGGAAAACUCUGUCUUCAAACUCGUGGCGACCGUAGCGACACAGGAUGCUCCAGUUCAGACGCACGUUAGACAGGCUUUGGCUCGGCCUCGCAUGGCCCACGCUCUGCGACCCUCUGCUGCCAGUUCACAACGGAUAAUUGGGGACCUACGGAGCACGAAGUUGAGCACCAGGAGGGAGGAACGCUACAGAAUACUCUCUAACCACCGCACAGGCCUGGCAAGCCCAGCUGAGCAGCAAAACCCCCAGACAGAUGCUUCUGAGGGCGUGGAGCAAACUGGGAAAGAGAAGGACAAAUGUUGGGCUGUCGGUGAAAUCCAGGUGGUUGAUCUCAUACAUGAGACUGUAGAGGAACAGGACAAGUCUGUUGGAAAGACACUGUCCUCAGACCCAGAAGUGAUCCUGUGUAACAACACCAAGCUGCUGCGGGAGCGUCUGAGCAUAUCUGGAGACAGACUGGCGGAGGAGCAGCAGGACACAGACUACGUCUACGAUGUGUACUACCAGGAAACUGUCGCAUCAGGUUGGAUCGAGGACAUCGUGUCUGUCAGGGUCUACGCCGAUGAGGGAGAACUGGUGCCUGACUGUGUGGUUCAUGAAGAGGAAGUGUAUGACGAUGAGGAUGAUGAAAAUGAGGAAGGUAACUGGAGGAAUGACUACCCUGAUGAGGACAGUGAUGCAGACAGUGACAGAGAGGAGCGCUAUGGUGGUUACUGGGAGGAGGAGCACUCGUACAGCCGGAGAAACUGGCAGCUCUACCAGAGGGAAGUGCUGCAUGAGCUGGGCUGCCGUGGUGAAGAUGAGGCGGCGGAUGAUGACGAUGAUGCAGACAAAUAUUGUUCUGAUUGAGCUGUCCUUUAACCCACACCUGUCAGUGGAUCUUCCCCAUGCUCCCCUUUACAUUAACCCCAUGCUCCAUAGACCUCUGUGUAGGUGAGAGUGGAGGACAACAAGACUGGCACAUAGAAACAGAAAAUAUGCCUGAAAUAUGUGCUUCAAGAAAUCCCACCGCAGCAGUGUAGCAAUUUAUGUGUAGCACUUAUCAGAUAUAAUGAGUGACUGAAAAAAACAUCCUGUUCUUACAUCAACACCAGUGACGAUACCCUAAAUGUUAAAAAAUGUCUUGAGUCACAAAGUUUAUCGACCACUAAUGGUUCAGAAAGCCUCAGCGCUCUUCGGGUGUAAUGCAGCCCUCUCUACUACACAGAUGAAAAUGGAGUAGGUGUAUUUCCAGCUCCAGAGUGUCUUUUUUUUUUCUUCUUUUUUUCCCCCUUUUUAAUAUAUAAAUAUGGUGGAGUGAAUGUGUGGGUGUGUUAGAAAUGUUGCAUAUUAGUGUUAAGUGCCUGGUAUGCUUUGUGCCGUUAACACUUCUGUUAGUGAGACGUCUUGGGCCGCGUGUGGUUGCAAUUUAGGGUGUUUGCAUUUUGUGCAUGGUAGCGCUUGUGUGUGUGUGUGGGUAUAAUUGUGCGUGUUAAGAUUUCUGCAUAAUGUGAAAGCGUGCAUCAUUGUUGUUGUGGGGUGGGGGGGUGUGUGUGUGUGUGUGUGUGUGUGUGUGUUUGUUUUGAGUUUGGUUCAGAAAUUCCCCAUUGAAGUUGAUCGUUUCUCUUGGAUGCUUGUUGAAGUUAACCUCUUUUUGUAAAUAUGUAGAUGUGUAUAAAAAGAGCUUUCAAAAUAAA